AUGUCGAAUUCCAUCACAAUUAUAGGUUCGCUGAACUACGAUAUGGUUACAUACACUUACGUUUUGCCAGAGGCUGGACAGACUGUGUUGUCAAAUCACUUUGAGUGUCACUACGGAGGAAAAGGACUCAACCAAGCCAUAUCAGCGGGAAAGCUUUUGGCGCCAGAUUCUCAGACAAUUGUGAGAAUGGUAGGCAAAAUUGGCAAUGAUAGUUUCGGUAAAGAACUGAAGCAGUACCUAGAGGAUAAUAGAGUGUCCGCCAGUCAUGUUUCAACCGAGAAGGAUGUAUGUACUGGAAUUGCCACGAUUAUUGUUGAGCAGGAGUCUGGAGAAAAUAGAAUUCUUUGCACUCCAGGAGCCAAUGGAAAACUAAUUCUUACUGACAAUGAGCUUGAAACCGUUUUUGAAGACGAAAAAGACCGAGACUAUCCUGGUUUUGUUAUUCUUCAAAAUGAGCAACCCGAUCCUGUUAGCUGUAUCAGCUGGAUAAAAAGUCAUAGGCCAAACCUCAUCAUUACUUACAACCCGUCCCCAUUCAACGAGGAGAUUUUGCUGGACAAAAGGAUUUGGAGUUGUGUGAACGUUCUUGUUGUUAACGAGGGUGAAGCCCUGACUUGUGUAAAACAAUUGAACUCGUUUUCCGUCAGCGAGAUCAAGGAUAAGAUCAACUCAAAUUUAGUACAUGGAUACACAAUUCUUGCAAAAGAAUUAAACAGAGUAUUGAACCCAGAAUCGGGAUAUAGUUUAGUUGUGAUAACUCUUGGAUCCCAAGGCUCAGUGUACGCAACCGAUAUUGAGAGCCAGUACAUCCCUUCCCUCCAAGUUGAACCUUCCAAGAUCGUAGACACCACAGGUGCUGGAGAUACUUUCCUCGGAGCGUUGGUAGUGAAAUUGGCACAGAAAGAACCAAUUGAGGAGGCUAUAAGAUUUGCUACCGCAGCAUCAUCUUUGACCGUUCAGAGACGGGGAGCGGCUGAAUCGAUUCCCCAAUAUGAAGACGUGAUAUCGUUGUUGGAAAGUCAUUGA
Messenger RNA from Komagataella phaffii GS115, 1026 nucleotides. Its product is annotated as Putative ribokinase. The coding region runs from base 1 to 1026 and encodes 341 amino acids. Gene Ontology annotation, molecular function: ribokinase activity. The transcript has a single exon. Gene Ontology annotation, biological process: D-ribose metabolic process. The record is from RefSeq and is a predicted model, not a curated record. Lineage: Eukaryota; Fungi; Ascomycota; Pichiomycetes; Pichiales; Pichiaceae.